Molecule: messenger RNA, 6049 nt
Organism: Nematolebias whitei (Rio pearlfish)
Lineage: Eukaryota; Metazoa; Chordata; Actinopteri; Cyprinodontiformes; Rivulidae
Exons: 7
Coding region: 170-6049 (1959 amino acids)
Biological process (GO): negative regulation of gene expression, epigenetic
Cellular component (GO): nucleoplasm
Source: RefSeq, a predicted model, not a curated record
CACUGUUCCACUGUGUGAUGGUGGCUUUCUUAUCCUGUUGCACUCUUCACACUUCCUCACAUUUGAUGAUACUGAGUCCAUCUCAGCUGAGGUGCUGCAAGGCCUCUUUGUGUUUCCUCACUCAAGAGUUGUAAGAAGAGACACAAAAUUUGAACGGCGGAAGUUUGCCAUGCCCUCUGAAAUACUCAGGCUUUUACCAGUGCUGAGCUACGCAGAGGGUGAAGUUGAGAAAACAUCCAUGAUCCCAAGCAAUGAUCUGAGUGAAGUGUUGGCACAACAUAUACAAAGUUAUGCUACACUAAUAAAUCCAUGUCUGACGACAAGUCCCUCAAUGCCUUCAAGAGAACUGAGCAUCUUUCCGGAUCAGUAUGAUGUUUCGGAAGCUCACCAGCAUCUCUAUUCAUCUCCCGAGUGGAGUAACAGGACAUGGCAGAGCAUUAAAUCAUACUUGAGCAAACCAGCUUCCUUUCAACUCCCAGUGUCAAAGGUUUCUGAAAUUUUGGCAGCUGAACAAGAGGAGCAAAGAGAAGACUUUAAUGAUGAUGUUUAUAUCUGUCUAUCAUCACCAGAGGAGGCACCAGCCAGCCCAGUUGGCAUGGAUUUAGAAAACCAGUUCUCAGACCAACGAUCUCUGUUAAAUGAUGAGACGUCUGUGCACACGUCAAAUGAUGAAUCUGAAGUUUCUCCAAUAUCUAUGCCUCAGAGUAUUGUGGUGGACAAUUUGCAAGCUGAAGUUGCAGUGAAAGACAAUCCAAACUGUACGAACAUUACUGAACUUAACCAAACUGAUGAUGCAAAAGCAAAAUGUCUCCUUACUCCUCAUACUUCAGACGAUCUUCCUGAAGAGCUCAUUGUCAGCAUAACCUCGGCAGAACAAAGAAUAACCAAUGAGACUCUAAGUAGUGUUGGUGUUAAAUCAACGGAGCACGGUGAUUUUCAGUUUUCUGGAUUUUCACCCAUCACUAAGCUGCAAGUAGCAGAAGAAAAGUCUGUCAGCGAUGAAACUGAUAAAACAAAAAAGUUGCUGCAUGCCUCUGUGGUCACCAAGCUCAUAGGAAGAAAACCAGGCAAACUGAGCAGAAAACUUUCCCAAGCACAGAAAAGGGUUUCUAAACCCUGUGCUGAGACUCAGGCAGUCAUAUCGGCUGUGGAGGUGGACAAUUUAAACUGCAACACAAAUGGGAAUACUAAAGAAGUGGACUUUCCUCAGUUGAAUAACUCUUUAAAAACUAGCUGGAGGAAAUUACAACGGCGUAAGCGCAGAUUUGGAAAGCUGUCCUCAAAAAAUAAAAAAGUGAGAUCUGGUACUGUUGGCUCAGCCAAAGCAGAAAAGAACAACCUGGAAAAUGGACAGCAGAGCUUGGAAAACACGAUUUUAAUGGAACUGGAGUCUUCUCAUUUAAGAAAGAAAACAGAGCGCUGGGACCUCAAGCCGGUUAUCAGUGAAUGUAGGAGAAUUUUGGUUCCUUUUGGUUCUGUUGAUAUUGCUGAUCAAGUUAGGACUCUGAAGGUUGAGUUGCAAUCUUCAAAAAAUGAGUGCCUUGAAAACAUUUCAACUGACGUCCCUGUGACUGCACCUGACACACUCGAAACAGAGGAAGAGUCUAGCAUUACGUCACUGACAGAAGUGAGUGAAACUGUGGCUACACAGUCUACAGACAGUGUGGAUAAUCUCCAAAGUAUUUCCCAUGUUACCUCUGAACAGAGCACUUUAGAACAGCCAGUCGAUGACGAUGAUUCAGUGCCUUCGACCCCCAACCUGAGUUCAUCAAAAAGCAAUGGCACAGUGUUGAAUGCUGUUCAAAGCAACCAAACUGAAACCCUGUCUCCAGUAAAACGUUUCGCAAAGGGAGAAUAUCUGAUGAGUCAGCUAAAAUCAGUUCUUUUAAGGCGAAAAAGAAAGCUAGAUAUUGACAACAAAGAAAAGGUUGAAAAUACAUGUCAAGAGGAUGAGCCUGGUCUCAAGAAGACGAACGUCGACUCAAACACUGAGACGUCAAAGUGUAAUAGCACACCUACUCCAAAUGCCAAAUCUAGUGUCAGCGAUGUUUCAAAGAUGCUGUCAGUUGACCCUGUUUUUGCCUAUUACUUAGGCCUGAGCCCUAAAGAGAGUCAGGAUAAGGGUCAGACAACUGAAGACCAGGACGCUCGGCAGUGUAAACACCGAACAGAGAAUGAGAAACCUGCCUCUUUAGACAAACAACCUCAAAUUAUGCAAAGGACUUUUUCAAUUUUCCCAAAGAGAAAAAACAGGAUGAAGACACUGAAGAUGCAUCAAGGCGUUUCUGCAGAAAACGUUAAAAAGAAAUGGUGGUUGCAUUUUCAAACUCCAGCUUCUUAUACCAGUGAAAAAGUCACAGACAAUGACUGUUCUAGGGAUCGUACUGUCAGGAAGACUGUUGAGGAAAAAAUGAAAAGUGCUUGCUCAUCUGCAGAUGCUUUGAACUUACUUGCUGACUUGGCUCUCAGUGUCAGUUAUGACCAGGUUCCUCCACAACCAAAUGAAGCACUUGACAAAAAUCCUAAAGAAAGUUUGAAGAAGAGUGACCUUGAAAGGGGUUUUUCCAGUGCUGAUCAAGAGUCAGUUCUUCAUGCUCUGCUUAAAACUCCUGCUGCUAAAGCCAUUCAGCCUCUCAAGUCUUCUUCAAGCCCUCCUUUGACAGAUAGUGAAUUGAUUGAUUUGAUGUCUAAAGAGCAUAAUUACUCACUGCCCCCAUCUUCCUGUUUGCUGUUGGAUUUGCCAGGUACAACCUUCCAGGUAUCACCUUUAAGUGGUACAACCGGACUGCUAAACCAUCACCAGACAGUGCAUGGAAAUGGAGUUAAAACACUACACCAGUCUGUCAUUCAUGAUGACACAAGUGAACACAGCAGGACUUCAGAAUACUUGCACAGGCACAAACAAAAGUUCAGACACUCUCGAACCUUUGUUAUCAAGGAUGGCUCUAUAGAGGUCACAAGAAAAUGGGACGAAAACUAUGACUUCAGUCUAGACAGCAGGUUUACAAGUGAUCCUAAGAACAGAGGAAUCAUCCGAGCUUUGCAUGGGCCAUGGGAUUGCCUCAUUCAAAACACCGCCGAAGUGAUGCAGCUCGUCUACCACAUGUGGAUAGGCUUAUUUUACAGCCGGUCAACAGCCAGAUUCUUCCAAAUUGACCCGCAUCAGUGUCUAGAAGAGAGCAAGCCUGUGGAAAAAGCCUCUGAAAUGGUAUCGGGUCCAGCGAGGCCUGAGAACAAUACCAGUUCAUCUGCAACUCUUUCAAGUGUAACAACCACUCCAGACUCCUUGGUUUCAGAAGCUUUGAAUCUCAGUACCAAGGAAAGCUCUCUUUCGAAACCAGAAUCUGAAGUUUUGGAUUUGUCGCUGAGAAACUCUGUUGUGAAACCCGUUUCUUCAGAGCUACCGCUACAAGUCAACAAAAAAGAGUCCAGUGAACAAAUGGAACCCCCUGAAACGCUGAAUGGUCAGAUGUCACCAGUAAAGGUUCAGGAGAAGGAAACAUUUAAGUCAUGCGAAAAGAUGAUGACAGAGAUUGUCAGUGAAGUUAUUGAUGUUAGCAACAUUAGUAAAAAUGGAGAGAUGGAAAUUACGCCGAAAGCUUUUUGCUCAGCCCACUCUGAAAUGUCAUCUUUAAAAGUUGAGGGGACAUGCUUUACUCAACAAGAAAAGAUGAAAAGUGUUUCUUUUGAGACUGACACUGUUCAAGUUUCACUUGGAACUGAGCAUGUGUUACACAAAUGCAACAAAGUCAACACUUAUGUGGAUGAUCACACCAAAAACCCGGAGACUACAGCGAAGACUUUUGAUCAAAGGGUUGAAGUUGAUUCUUUGACAUCUGAAACGGACAAAAAGGUAGACGGCAUCUUAGAAGAAAAUGGGUUGGUUCGUGUGGAUAAGCAUGAAGAACCUGAAGAAACCUGCAACAAGAUAAAUGAUGCAUGCCCAGAAGGAAAUGUAGAUCCUCGUCAUGAUGUGACACAUACUGAUGAUGACUCUGCUAACAAAGAAUCAGAUAUCAUCUGCGCUGAAGAUGAUUUAGUAAAUGGAAAGAUAUGGUCAAGGGUGGAAAGUAAAGAUGUCUCGCCAAUCCAAAAUGACAAUCUAAAUGGGAAAGUGGAUUGUUGUGAAAAACGUAAAGAGUUUAAGGAUAAUGAUUACUUGAGAGCCAGUGGAUUUGAUGAGAAAGAAAGCUGCAUUUCUACAACUGAAACUGACAGAGAUUUGGGAAAUCAGCCGACACCCGAGAUGUGUGAUGUUCCAAUGAAGGAGGUUUGCGUUUCAGAAAGUAUCCAAGCACAAAUGCAUGAGCAGCUACCUUUGGCAGAUAGCACAGAAGACAUUGGCUAUAAUUUGUGUGCAAAUCCAACUAAUUUAAAAGAUGGAAAUCCAAUUUUAAACAGUUGUUCCACUUCAACAGACAUUACAUGCAUUUCUAAAGACUCUUUGGCUGAGGAAAACUUUGAGAUGAACAAGGAAAUCUGUCUUAACCCAGCGUUACCCUUUUUUGAUGAAAGCACCUGCUUAUUGGAUGAAUCUUCCGUUCCCAAGGUAAAAAAUAGCAUUGAAACAGAGUACAAAACCAAAGAAUUGAACUUUAAUUUUCAUCUUUGUAAUAAUGAUCACAAAGAACAAGAAAUCAAGCUAGCUGAGAUAGAAGACAAUAUGGGCAAAACAACUCAAGAACCAAUUCAACUACAGUCACUGUCUCCAUCCACAUGUCCAGUUGUCAACAUGUGUGAGCUAGACAAGUCAUUAACUGAAAAAAUGGGUUCCACCGCAAAUGAAACAAUUAGUGAAAUGGAUAAAAAAUUUGACGGGAUUGCAAUUCCAGUUUUCGAAACAAACCCACAUGGAAUCCACGUGGUACAAUCACAAGACGAGGUAGAGAAGGCUGUUCCAUGCCAGGAAGCAAUACCAUUUCUUAAUGAAACUCCUGGCCCUGUUCAUGAGUUUCCCAUUGAAGUGUGUAGCCCAUCUCAAAUUUGUGAUGAAAAUGCAGAAUUGUUGUCUAACAAAAUGCCAAUUCUUCAUGCAAGCAAAACCCACAAAUCUGAAGUAUUACAAUAUGUGCUUGACAGCAGGUCCCCUACCCCAACCAUGGAUGAAAAACCAUAUGAGGAUGUAUCAUCUUCAAGUCUUGGCAGUAGUAGUUUUGCUAAUGAAAUCUGCCCAAACAUCUCUGAAAAAUGUUCUAGCAGAAGCUCAACGCCUGUUACGGAAGAGCUGCCUUUGAAACAGAAAGGUCAAACUUCCACAGCCAACACUGAUCCUAAUCGUCUUCAUAACCUUGGUCCUGAUGUCAAACUCAGAACUCUCAGAGUUCUUCAAAGUAUAGACGAAUAUCUUUCUGCAGCAUACCACGACAAGGCUGACAAAAAAACAUCUCCUGAUCCCCCAAAAAUCUCCAGCCAGAAAUCAGCCCUCACAUGCUUGGGCCCAAGCCAUAUUUCAGUUGACGUUACGAAUGAAAGAACAUGUUGUGAAAAGCCACCAGAGAUAUCAAAUACAAGCUCACAAGACCUGGCCCCAAAACCAACAGAUGACACUCUUGCUUCACCUUUCAAAAAUAACUUAAAGGAAGUACUUCAUGUAAAAUUGCAGCCAAGGAACAAAAAAUCAUCAAUUCAUUCACACCAGUUCAAAAGUUCCAACAGACACCAUCCCUCCGUAGUGUCAGACAUGCAGUCCUCCAGAUCUUGUGCCUCUUCUGUAGGUUUGCGAGGUAAGCAUAAACCAACUUUACAGUCCAGUUUAAAACAUGACUCUUGUUCAAAAGCUCAGCGUCCUGUCAUGGCCGUGAAACCAUCAAAGAAUGAGGAAAGUCGGGCCCAUUGGUUCACAGAAGACACUGAUGUUGAAACUACCUCCCACAAUAAACGAGCUAUUGCUCAUACUAUCAAAAACUCAGUGAAAAACCUUGUACCUUCAAAGAAUACAACAAAAGGAAAUUUUAAAAGACUGAAACAUAACAAUACUCGUGAACUUUCUUCCAAAACCCCUUUGUUGAAAGUUACCCUGAAUAUGUGGAUGGAUGCCAAGGGUCAUUGA